Tuber melanosporum (Perigord truffle) is the source of this 1734-nucleotide messenger RNA. RefSeq lists its product as uncharacterized. The record is from RefSeq and is a predicted model, not a curated record. Bases 94 to 1734 code for a protein of 546 amino acids. Gene Ontology annotation, molecular function: protein tyrosine phosphatase activity. Gene Ontology annotation, cellular component: cytoplasm; nucleus. The transcript is spliced from 5 exons. Gene Ontology annotation, biological process: G2/M transition of mitotic cell cycle; positive regulation of G2/MI transition of meiotic cell cycle; protein dephosphorylation. Lineage: Eukaryota; Fungi; Ascomycota; Pezizomycetes; Pezizales; Tuberaceae.
AAACCUCGGUUCCGGGCUGCCCAGUGCUUUCUCUGUCGACUCAUUAUUAUUAACAAUAAUCGACUUCGGAGAAAAAAUUUUCCAAUCUUCAAGAUGGAAGUUGAAGCGUCAUCCCCCUUAGCUGCGUUACAACCACCUUCGUUCCACCGCUCGCCAUGGUCAUUGGCGAGCGGAGGCUUCCCAUCAAAAUCUCCUCGCCGGGGUGUUUCCUCCAAUAUUUCGGAUUCGUUGUUCGGGCCGAAAUUAAAUGUGAGGUCGGGAAUGGAGGGCACGAGUUAUUUCGAUUUGGGUUCUCGAUUAGAAUCAUCCCCUACAUCGAGUCUGGUUGCGGACCUGUCGCAGAACUUCCACAUUGACAAAACGCCCCAGCACCCAACACCUAGACGUUCUCUCUUCCCAUUUGGCCUUCACGGGCGUUCGUCUGUCACAACGCCUCCAAUUCCUACUUCAUCGCCAAUCGGUGAUGCUAUGGAUAUUUCUCCUCUGCCCCACAAACCCGCGUUUCAGGCAAUGCGUACUCCUAUGUCUCCUACACCGGACUUGAGCAUGAGUAUAUGUUCGAGUCCGCCAAGUGUCGUUCCCGAGCUUCCUCGAAACGACCCACCGUCAAGGAGACCAGGGCUCGCUGAACGCAAGAGAUCAAACUUUACACGACCUCCAUUGCCGAGGCACAGCCGCCACACAUCUGGAGGCGUCUCCUUCAAGUCUACUAGCUCUCACAGCACACCCACGCUCUUCGGUAGAGCUGCUACUGCUCCUCAGAUAAAAUUGGAGGAACUCUUUGGUGAUUCCCCCACACGGGAUGAGAAGAAGAUUGGGUUUCCUGGUAUCAUGGCUUCUCCGCCGCCGGCGAAGCCCUUUUCUAUGUCGAACGUUGUGGGAAACAGUGGAAGCAAUUUCGCUUUUGACGGCUCACCAGUUGCUCCCCUCAACCGCCCCAAGUUCAACCGUCCUAAGGGAAAAGUUAGACGCACUUUGAGCAUGUUCGAGCACCCUGAAGAUGUUAUGCAACGCGCCGGGGAGACGCCUAAGGUUUCCAUGUCACCACCCAAGGCAUCACCAGGCGAGAAUUCAACCCUUCCUUGCUUUACCAUCAAGGAUGAUCCCUUGAGGCGUAUCAAUAGAUCAGUCAUGUGCCGGGUCAUGGAUGGUGAAUAUAAGGAACACUAUGACGAGAUCUUCGUUGUUGACUGUCGUUUUGAGUAUGAGUAUGAUGGCGGACACGUUGCUGGUGCCAUCAACGUCAACUCUACUGAGAAUUUGGAGAAACUAUUUUUUAAUGAACCAAAAACAGAAAGGGUUCUCAUCGUCUUUCACUGCGAAUAUUCUGCUCAUCGCGCGCCUAGAAUGGCUCUCCACCUCCGAAGCCGCGAUAGACAGCUAAAUAUGCACCGCUAUCCUGCCCUAUUCUAUCCUGACGUGUAUAUCCUUGAUGGCGGAUAUUCGUCCUUUUUCCAGGAACACCAUGAGCGAUGUGAGCCUCAGCAAUAUGUUGAGAUGAAUGAUGCGUCCCAUCGCCAGGCGUGUGAGAAGGAAAUGGGCAAAUUCCGCAGGAAUACCAAGUUUGGGCGCACACAAAGCUUUACUUUUGGGUCUCACCACCACGAUAAUGUCGAGAGUAGCCCAAGUGCCAACUUUGGAAAGCGUUCCACCGGUGGAUGUUCGAAGGAGGGAAUGGAAUCAUCUUUCGGUUCUCGGCAACGUUCCGAGACAAGAAGGAUGGUCUCCUACUAA